AUGGCUAAAGCAUUAAAGAGUGUUAUUGCUCAGAAUCUGGAGUGUCCUGUAUGUCUGAAUACCUUCACCGAUCCCAAGAUCCUGUCUUGUUCACACACCUACUGCAAGACCUGUCUGGACAACCUCUUGGAAUGCCAUGGUAACGACCAGAUGCUCCGAUGCCCUGUCUGCAGAGCUGAAACCCAGGUCCCAAACCAAGAUAUCAGCAAAUUACCGACAAAUCUAGCUUUGAAGUCUCUCAUAAAGGACGUGAAGAAUCAAUAUCAGUUUUGCACGAAUUGCGAAUCCGACAACAAACGCCAAGAUGUUGUCUACUGUCAAGACUGUAUCAAAUAUUUCUGUGUCACCUGCCAUAACAAACACUCUCAGCGUCCAGACUUCAUCAGUCACGAGGUUGUAGCCAUCAGUGAGAUCCUAUCAGGGAAGGUUUCAGUACGUAGGUACCGUAAAUGCAGCAAACACCCUAAAGAGGAUGAGAACUGCUUCUGUUCCGACUGCAGGAGAUUUGCCUGCUUUAGGUGUGUUCUCAUGGAGCAUACAAACGAAAGACAUCGGGUCAUUGAGGCAGCUGUUUAUAAAAACAGCCACAUGAAGAGUAUCGAGGAACUCAAAUUAAAGGCGGCCAAGAAACGAUCUUGCUUUCAGAAAUACGUUGGUUUCAUUGAUGAACAGAGGGAGCGUGUGAGCAAUGUUCAGAAGCAGUGUACAUAUGAUAUCAACAAAGCAUAUGAAGAAUCAGUCCGGAACUUGACAGAGAAGAAAGAAAUCCUCAUUGGUGAAGUCAAGGGUAUGACCGAAGGAGUAGAGAAAGAACUGGAAGAAAUGAAGAAAUCAGUUGUGGAGCACAUCACUCACUUGACCACCGUAGAUGAUAUGGUUACCAAUAAGACAAAGAUACCGUUAGAUAUGGAUGCUUUGGCUGCACACGACACUCUAUGUCAAGACUUACUAGAGGCUUUGAAACAAGAAGAUCCUGACUACAAGCAGCCGAGACAAUCGAGCAGGAAAGGAAAAAGUGUUUGUUUCAAGAGGAACGUUGGAAUGGACGAGCUAGCUCUCGGCAAUAUCGUUAAUGCAGGUGCAAAGAACAUCGCUUUGCCCACUAAGAACAGCAUGAAUGACAUGGUUGGUACACCUGAUGGUAGAAUGGCAGUGGGAUGUCACACAGGUGGCGUAGAGAUCUUCUAUGCUGAUGGUCAGCACCAGCAGACAGUUUUCAAGGAUGUUAGGAUUCGUAGCGUAGGGUUCCUCUCUGAUGAUCGGUAUGUUGUACUUGAUUUCUCAAACAAUAUCACAUUGUACACACUAGAGUACACUAAGUUGAAUGUAAUGUUUAAGACUCUGAGUAACGUUGAAGGUGGAAAAGCUAAGCUCACUGUAGACGGUGAUGAUCAGAUCUAUGUUAGCUACAAGAAAGUCAAGAAGGUCAAGGUAUUCUCAACAGCAGGUGGGAAGGCGAUCAGGGAGAUACCAUGUGAUGGGUAUGAACCUGUGCAAAUUACUAGUUAUAAUGAUUACCUGAUCACCGCAUCCUUGAAUACAAUACGAUUGAUUGACAAACAAGGUGUUGUAAAAUAUAAAUUAACGGGAUUAGAUGAUUUCCCAUGCGCUGCUGUGUCUCAAGGAAAUACAAUCCUGAUAGCUGUCGUGCAGCACAAUGUAGGUUUUGUCAGCAUUAAUGAGUACACUAACGAGCUGAAGCAUAUCCAGAACCUCGUCAUUGAUUACAAGAUUGAGAAGACCAAGAGAAACUGGUACAAUCUCCAGCAGUACCGAUCAGGAGAGAUCGCUUUCUGUACUCCUGAUAGACUUUAUAUCUUCCCCUGA
This is a messenger RNA of Strongylocentrotus purpuratus (purple sea urchin), 1827 nucleotides long. RefSeq names its product E3 ubiquitin-protein ligase TRIM33-like. Gene Ontology annotation, cellular component: nucleoplasm; chromatin. NCBI's taxonomy places the organism in Eukaryota, Metazoa, Echinodermata, Echinoidea, Camarodonta, Strongylocentrotidae. The coding region runs from base 1 to 1827 and encodes 608 amino acids. The record is from RefSeq and is a predicted model, not a curated record. Gene Ontology annotation, biological process: positive regulation of DNA-templated transcription. Gene Ontology annotation, molecular function: ubiquitin-protein transferase activity; zinc ion binding. The transcript has a single exon.